CUCUUGACGCGACUUCAAUUGAAGCGCAAGUGGUUAUCCAUCUGGGUCAUCGUCACACAACAAGUCGAUCCUCUUCUUUAACACGCAGGGUAUUUUUCAGCGGUUUCCCUUUCAAAUUUUCCUUCGUUAUUCUACAUAUGCAUCUCGAGUCUUUUCCCUGAACCCUGACCUGGGAUCAUCCCUCCGCCGAAUUACCACAAAUCUGCCAACACGUGUACUGCAUCAACGCAAGUUUGCCCAAAUCUGGUCCACCCAGGAAUCAAGUCUCGGACCGGGUUACACAAACAGAUCUUGUCUCGUCUUGAAUAUCCAUCGACAUAAUUAUCUUUGAGUCCUUUCGAAGUCUCGUAUUGUUGACUUUUCUCUUGGACGCGAGCGACAAACGACCAACAGCUACCACACCACCAUGCCCGUUUCCAAAGGCACAAAACGGAGCGCCUCGCGCGUUGACAACAGCGGAGACGAAGGCGCCCCGGUUGUUCUCAAGUCCUUCAAGAAGUCCAAGACGGCCGCGACCUCUCCCAGCAGUGGUCAUGAUAAGGAAGGGAACCCAUACUGGGAGCUCUCCAACAAGCGCCGCAUCGGAGUCUCCAAGUUCAGAGACAUGACCAUGAUCAACAUUCGCGAAUUCUGGGAGAAAGAUGGAGAGAUGCUGCCAGGCAAGAAGGGCAUCUCUCUCUCGCUGCAACAAUACGAAAACCUACUCAAGUUCGUGCCGGAAAUCAACGCUCAUCUUCGCCAAAUGGGCCACGACGUGGAGGACUCGGAGGACGCGGGAGGCGUGUCUACAUCGGGCGAUGGCGAGCCGAAGCCUCCCAAGAAGUCGAAGCAAAAAACCAAAAAGUCCAAUAUCGAGGCGACGAGUGACGAGGAAGAGGAAGAGGAGGAGUGAAUGCGAUACGCCAAAACGACUAUCAUGACACGGGACUGUGGACUGGGGACUGGGGACAGGAGAGGGGUCCUGGAGACCAUUCAGACUGGAGGGCAAGGCUAAUUGAUACUGGCUUAAUAUUGACCAUCUUGGGGUUGCUGGCGCUAGGGUUGGGGGGUUUUGUUUUCUUCAUGUCUUUUCCCACCUGGCUUUCCGGAAAUCCUUCAUGUAGUAAUCAAGGGACGAUGCUGGCCUUUCGAUAAAGAUGACUUGGUACUCUGUACCUUGUGUUUCCGUAGUAAUUACUUUGUAUCCCGUGUGUACC
Sodiomyces alkalinus F11 is the source of this 1196-nucleotide messenger RNA. Its product is annotated as transcriptional Coactivator p15. The record is from RefSeq and is a predicted model, not a curated record. The transcript has 3 exons. Gene Ontology annotation, molecular function: transcription coactivator activity; DNA binding. NCBI's taxonomy places the organism in Eukaryota, Fungi, Ascomycota, Sordariomycetes, Glomerellales, Plectosphaerellaceae. Gene Ontology annotation, biological process: positive regulation of transcription initiation by RNA polymerase II. Bases 407 to 892 code for a protein of 161 amino acids.